CUUUCCCUGUCGCGGUGGUUUCGGCUCACGGAGAUUUCCGUUAGCUUCCCUCGUAGCCUUGACGUCCCGCUCCCGGCUCGUGUCUUUCCCAUACACCGUCAUUUUCACUGGAACUUUCGUACCAAGCUAAUUUUGGCUCUCUGAGGCUUCCGUCUAGUCUCCCAUCGUGCUCUGCGCCGCUGCUAGGCAACGGGACAGCAUGGUGCCUGGCGUGGAAGGGGAAGGCGUAGACUGAACCGCUAUUUUAUUAGGACCGCUGUAAUACUGGCGAUAUCGAGAGACGCCUGAUGAGACUUCGGGGCUCAGUUUGGACUGGUCCGGCACUGAAAGGGCGAGAAGCAUCUGAUUCUAUGAACUUGCCAAAUGAGGACCAGUGGGACGAAACCACCUGUGGCUCGGCAGUUUGUCAGCAUCCACAAUGCUGGACAUCUCUCCGACGGAUUGAGAGGGGCCAUCCUAGGAUCCUGGACUCAUCCAGCAAAUCUCCCCGCGAAGUUGAAGAUAAACUCCCGUCACUCACCAUUGUAAAUAUCAUGGAUACCUGCUUGUGGUCCAAGCAGAGGGUGGUUCAGCGACCACGAUCAGAAUUUACCUUCCCUAAGGAGCGGUCUUUACUGUGGAAACCAACCUGCAGGCGUCAUGGCAGGUCUCCGAAGGCUUUACGUGACAAAGGUGUAACUAGCCUUUCUAGUCCUCCUACACUUUCAGUGUUGAAUCUGAAUGAGGCAAAACUCCCUUUUUCCGAAGAUGUUGGAAACUUGGUGGUAACCUGGGUGCCAGAAGAAACAGAGAAGAACAUAAGCUGGCCUGGGAAGAAGAGAAAGAAACCGAGAGAGAAAACCAAGCCAUCUCUGUAUUUCUCUGGAAGACAGUAUGCCUCGACAUACUCGAGAAGUCCAGGGGUGAUUGUACCUCCUCCCUCUCCAGUACACUUUUUUGACCCAUUAAGUUCCCAAGUCAUACCCCUAUGGGCCCAGGUCGACAUGCUUCCCCGGGAUCUGCUGGAGGAGUGCUUUUUGGCACAUGAGAAAACCAUGACUAGUCCUAAGGUGAAGAUAGAGUUGACCAAGAUGAGAAAGAAUCUCCCCACAGAAAAGAGCCGACCAGACAGCGCUAUCUCCUCUAAGAUGUAUCUAACUAUACACCGCAUCACCCUGCAAAGACCGUCGCUGCGGUACCCUGAACAUCUGAGGAAGCUGCAGUACAACCUGAAGAGAAGGGAAGGGUCUCCCGGGCCUGACUCUUCAGGUUUCAGGAAGCAGCCGCAGAGGAAGAUGAAAACCUCUACUAAGAAACAGGAGGCUAAGAAGGAAGCCCAGAUUGAUGCGGAGGUCCGGCGCAGUAUGAGUCAGAUAAUCCCAUCAGUAGAUGAAGCUGAGCAAAAUCUGGAGGAGCAGGAAGAGGAGGCAAAAAAAGCCUUUGGGAAACAUGCUUCCGUAGAGGAAACAUCGGAUUAUGACCUCAGCAGCUACUACACAGACUACUCUUCCUUUCCAGAGAGCCCUGUUAUAUAUGAGCCGGUUUAUGAAGACGCUGGUGACGUGGAUGAGACUAUGGUGGGAAUGAUGACUUCCAGCCAAAACAGUAGUCCCAGGAGUGUGUCUGGAAGUAUGGACAAAGGCAGCUGGAACCCUGACCUCAAACUGCUGAGGAUUCUUCAGGCCCAUGUUGAGGAAGAUGAGAACCAUCUUUCUAGGGCCAGAGUGAGGCAUCUCUGGAUGCUUAGGCUGGAGAUGUCACAUGGGGCAACCUUAGCUGGAACAGUUCUUGGUAUUCUGAGGACAACAACCUUGGACGUAGGAUAGAAAAGAGACUUGUUCUCUGGAUUCCUUCAGCAGGACAAGGACUCAGAGACCCUGCUUUCUUCAUUUGCUUCUUACCUCCAAAAUGAGUGAGAAAAAAGCCCUAAACCUGCUCAAUAUAGGAAGAUUUUCCAGGGCAGAGUAUUUCCACGAUUAAACACAAUCCCUUCUAUCGAAA
Peromyscus leucopus (white-footed mouse) is the source of this 1980-nucleotide messenger RNA. RefSeq names its product chromosome 2 C9orf43 homolog (gene C2H9orf43). The transcript is spliced from 15 exons. Lineage: Eukaryota; Metazoa; Chordata; Mammalia; Rodentia; Cricetidae. Bases 288 to 1805 code for a protein of 505 amino acids. The record is from RefSeq and is a predicted model, not a curated record.